AGGGGCGGCCGUCGGUGCGUCUGCCCUCCCGUUCCCCGCCCCCGCCCCCGCCUCCGCCGCGGCUCCCGCCUCCGCCUCCCGUCCCCCGCGCCUCGCCUCCCUCCGCGCUCGGCCCGGCCCCCCCGAGCGGCCGCGGAGACCGCGCAGCGCGGGAGGCGGGAUCCGCACGGGCGAGCGUUUCAGGGGAAGGCUCGGACGUUCGGGAGUGGUCGCCCGCGGGAUAUUGGUCGUUCCGUGAAACCCCGAACUUGUGCUCCUGUGGAGAGAACGAUUUUUAUGACCGCCGCGUCAGAGCAGACGCUGAACUGAAAUAAGUCAGAAUGAGUUAUGCAGAAAAACCUGAUGAAAUCACAAAAGAUGAGUGGAUGGAGAAACUCAAUAACUUGCAUGUCCAGCGGGCGGACAUGAACCGCCUCAUUAUGAACUACCUGGUCACAGAGGGCUUUAAGGAAGCAGCAGAGAAGUUUCGAAUGGAAUCUGGGAUUGAACCUAGUGUGGAUCUAGAAACACUGGACGAGCGGAUCAAAAUCCGUGAGAUGAUCCUGAAAGGCCAGAUCCAGGAGGCUAUUGCAUUGAUCAACAGUCUCCAUCCAGAGCUCCUGGACACAAACCGGUACCUUUACUUCCAUCUGCAACAACAGCACCUCAUAGAGCUGAUCCGCCAGCGUGAGACCGAGGCGGCGCUGGAGUUCGCGCAGACCCAGCUGGCGGAGCAAGGCGAGGAGAGCAGGGAGUGCCUGACGGAGAUGGAGCGCACUCUGGCCCUGCUGGCCUUUGAUAACCCCGAGGAGUCGCCUUUUGGAGACCUGCUUCAUAUGAUGCAGAGGCAGAAGGUGUGGAGUGAGGUUAACCAAGCUGUACUAGAUUAUGAAAAUCGUGAGUCAACACCCAAGCUGGCAAAAUUACUGAAACUCCUCCUUUGGGCUCAGAAUGAGCUGGACCAGAAGAAAGUAAAAUAUCCCAAAAUGACAGACCUCAGCAAAGGUGUGAUCGAGGAGCCCAAGUAGAGUCUGUGCCUGUGGCCCCGUGCUUCCCCGGCUCGGACUCCUCGGAGCAGCUGUCUGGGACUGAGAGAUUUUUACUGCAGUAGAGAACUCUCCCCCCUCCCACCUUUUUUUUUUGACCUGGCAUCUUUUUUAAAGGGAAAAAUGGCCCUUUUGAGCGCUGGAAAACUUGCAGUGAAUGACCUGUCUCUUUGGAAGUGUGAUGCAGACUCUGCUCGGGCGUGCCCUGAAGGCGUGGAUGGGCCGCGCUCCUGCUUUGGGGCUCUUGCAGGAUCGCGGCCACCACGGAGUGCUCGGUUAUGAGGGAAUAUUGUUAAACUGAGGCCUCCCACUCAAAUCUACAAAAAGCACUGAUCGUUAUUUUGCUUUCUGUUAGCUCGUAGGCAGAACAUACGUUUUCUCAGAUCUCCUAAGACUUGUCAGGCCUUUGUGCAGAAGUUUUUUCUUACCCCUUGGUUUUUUGUUUUUGUUUUUUCAUAGGAAAGACUAUAUAAAUUUGUAAAUCCUAAUUGAAAGAUUUCUUUUGUGUGAGGGCGUUGAGUUUGAUUUGUUUUCCCUUUUGGUCUGGGUUGUGUGGCUCUUGGGGAGAAGUGUGCGUGAGGGGUGGGGCUGUGUGUUUUUUAAUUUUUUAAAUAUAUAUUUUGGUGCUGGUUGUGGUGAGAGACUCUUUCCUAGUGGAUCAGUGAACCUUCUCUUCUAGGCAGUUUUGUUGAAAAUAAAGGUUUCUCUUUGAUCUCAAGAAUGACCAAAAUGGCCUCUAAAAAGUUUUAAUCAUCUCAGACAAACCUGUUGCUUUCAGGGCUUAUGUCCUGGUGGUGGUGGCGGUGCAUCAGCUCAUCCCUGCGGCCGGAGGGCCCCUCGGCCUGGUGUGGCCCGCGUGCUUGGGAGCAGACGCGGCGGGGGAGGGAGCGCCGUGCUGCCAGCUGUCCCUGGGCCGCAGGUUCCCUGGCUGGGAGCGCGUGCUUGCCUCAGGAGGCUGGCACCACAGGUCGGUGUGUGCUCGCUGUCUCGUGCUGGUUGUGAGUUCCCAGGCGUCCUCAUUCGGCACUUUCUCAAGUCCCGCCACUGUGCAGGCGCUGGGACGCAGGUGCCCCUGAGACUCGGAGUGCGAACACGUGUGUGGACUCACGGCAGGGGCCACUGGGCUCAGGUUCUGUAGGGCGACGGUUACAGAGCCAAGUCUCGUGGUGGUGACGGUGCCCGGGAGCGCACGUCCUCUGGUGGGAGCUCCCAGCUGCUGCGGUGGCUGGGACUCUGUCCUCCCUGGGUGGAUCGUGGUGCCGGGACGCGGCCUGGCACCUGGGGCGUCGUGGAGGUAGAUGCCAAUGGCAGCCGAGUCGCAGGGAGCGUGUUCCCGCGUCAGGCAAGGUCGGGCAGGCUUGUGGCCGUGCCCGUAGGUCAGGUGGUGGGCGUCUGCUUGCUGGGCCCCGUCCCCCAUCUGCCUGCAGACCUGGGCAGCAUCGUGAAGGGCUGUCAUGUCAGCUCUUCUCUCACUCCCCGUCUGCUUUCCACCUGCACUCUGGGAGUAGUGGUUUUCUCCAGUGGGCAGGAACCUCGGGCAGGGUCGGCUGCCCUGGGUGGUCACCGAUGCAGAGGCAAGGUGGUGCAGGCUCGGGGGGCUGUCCUGGCCUCUGACUGCCCUUCUGCUGCCCUUGUGGUUUUGUGAGGAUGAAGGGGGGGGGGGUCUUCUCGACGCCCGGGAGCGGACGUGUUUCCGCUCUGACCAGCUCAGCAGUCCUCUCCAAAUGUGACCUUUCUUUGGGGCCAUUUCCUCUGAGGCUUGAGGGUAUUAAGAGCAGAAGGUUUUAAUCUUCAGGUAAUUAAUCGUCACACACAGCAGAAGCUGGAAGAGAAAUACCAGCAGAAAGGUGUGGGUAAACCUACGUGUUUGAAAAGCACCAGAGAAUUCAGCAUGUUUCUAGUCAGCUUUUAUUAGUCGUGUAUAUAAGAUCAUUUACGUGCAUAAUUAAUAUAUAAUCACCCUGACACGUUUUUCACAUUAGAGGGUGUGAGAUGCGUAGUGACGGGAAGUUCUGUACGCGGAGCCACCCAUGAGCCAUCAGGGCCCGGACAGGGUUUGUCACGCGCAGGAAAUGUGAGUGAGCGGCUGAAGGACAGAGUGCUGGUGCGCGCCCACCUGUUGGGGCCGUGAGUGACGUCACAGGCGGGUGCUGCCGCCAGUGGUGGCCACGUGUGGUGUGAUGGGGACCCUCAGCUGUGCUCCUGUUGUCCUCGCCUCUGUCUGCGGCCCGGGUUCGGGUUCGCGCCUCCUGCGCUGUCCCUGUCUGGGGACCUCCUUCAGCAGGAGUGGCUUUGUGGACUUCCCUGUUUGCCACCUUUUUGCAGUCUCUGUGUCUUCAGCCGGCAAACUAAAUUAAGCCAUUUUGAAGUAUAAUUUGGUUUUUCUUCGUUUCUUUUGGAUCUUGCCGUUGUGUUUAUUAAAAUGUAAUGUUUUACAUAGUUUAUUCUUUUUACGUUUUCUUGUGGAAAGUGCCUUGAAAUAAAUAAAAUUUGAGAAUAUUCUGGUACUCUAUGUUCCUGAUAUCAUGAAGUUGUGUGAGGAAUAACCCCUAGUUUGGAAUCUUUACGCGGCAUAGGGAUUAUUGCAAAUCCAACAAGAGCUAAUAUAUUUUGCCAUGUGAAUUAAGGUUUCCAGGCUCUAGAAAAGGCAGAUGUGUUUUGGGACUGGUCUUUGGGAUGGACUGAAGACCCCAUGUGUGAGUCCUCGGGGUCAAGGAGGUGGCUCUUCCCUGCAGUCAGGAUGCCGCUCCCGAGGGCAGUCUUUGUCAGGCAGGGUGAGGUCUGUUUCCUUGGACAGUGUUACUUUAGGGGAGGGGAGGAGCCGGGGGUUUCAGAAAGAACUGUGUACAUUUUGUGUUAAAGGCAAUGAUGUCUUUGGGGUAAUGGGGCAGGACCCGCUUCUGGGAGUUACCGUGGAGUCCCAGCAGGAGCAGAAGGCCAGACCAAAACCAUCAGGCCGGCUUGCCUGCCAGCCGCCGGAGGCGCUGAGCCGUGCACAGUAGGACAUGGGGGCCAGGCUGCAGGGCUCAGAAGCCCUAUGGUGCAGCAUUUUGAUAGGUUAUUCUGACACCACGUGCUUCAUUUUUACAGCGGGUAUGUUUCUGUUUCAGAAAUGUGUUGCUUUUUCGGAUUUAAGAGUAAAUUGUAUUGUCCGCAUUGGUCAUGUGACUUUCGUAUGAGCCUCUGCACCCCUGGUUCCGAGUCCGCUUUGUUCCUGAGGGUGUGUGCCCGCCACAGCGUCUUCUGAAAAAUGCAGAGUAGGUUGCUUUUGCUGCCUGUUCUUAAUUUCAUAGUACAACUUCUAUGUUUUUCUCAGAGGGGUUAUCUGGAAGGUCUUUUGUAUUUUCCCCCGUAAAGAUAUUCUAAUAAGAAUAAAGAAUUCAAUACGAUACAUGUUCCGUUGGAAGCCCAUCUGUGAGAACCGGCGGAAGGAAACUUAGUUUCACACAUCUUUAUGCUCUGCUGCCGUUCUGUUCCCUCUGACCAGCGCCGUCCGGUGUCCCGUCUGCACCUCUGAGAUCUGUCGUCUGUUCUCUAGAGCUGUGGUCCCGAACUUUCAGUUUGGUGAAGGAAAUAGAUUGGGGUCACCUGCUGCAUGAUUUUAACCUGAAAAGUUAUUUUUUUUUAAUACUCAUGAAUAUGUCCAGACUUUGAAAGUAGAGGGGCUGCCGCGGUGCGCGCCGGGCCCUUCUCCCUGUAGGGCUUGUGCCCCGGCCAGCCGGGGCCGUUAGCGGCUCGUGUGAAGGGCAGUUGUGGGACACAUGACGGAGACUUGGAGUGACAGCUUCCCAGUGCCUUCUAGUGAGUGCAGAAGUGAGGGUGCCUCGUGCUGGAGCCGCGGCAUCAUGGGCUGUAGCCCCCACGGGUUUGUGGACACUGGAGAGGGGGAGGAAGCCCCCCGGCACUCUUCCCCAGGCGGCGACGGCGUCUAAGCCCUUCUUCACGCCAGCGCAUCCCUCCUUGCAGGAGGCAGUGUGGCAGUUCGUGGGGAUGUCCCCACGCAGAGCACUUGGCGUGUGGCUUUGCACUCAACACCAUCUGAGGUGUUUGGCUGGGACCACAGUCCCUGGUGCGUGAGGCCUGCCUGUCUUGGAUGUUGUGCCUUAAUUCCAAGAUGCCAUCGAGGCGCUUUUCCCGUCCUCAUCGUGACUGACUUCCGUGGAUGUGAAGACAGGGUUUGAUGGGCCUUUGGUGUCUGUGGCUGAGCUGCUCUGCCUCUGCAGGACACCAGGCCCCGGCUCCAGCGGCCUGAGGUCCUUGGGGGCUGGGGGGAUGGUCUGGGUGAGCUGGUCGUCCUAUCGCUGCACCUGCGGGGCAGAGGUCUUUCUCGUUGCAGGGAGCAUGUGGUAGGGCUGAGAUUCCUCUGCACGUUGGGAAGUCUCCCAGCUGGAAGGCCAGGUGGAUGGGUCUGUUCUGACCGUGGCGCAGAAGAACGUCUGUCUGACUCCUCUAUAUUCAGCUCCAACCAAAAUCAUUGGCAGAAGGAGUGAGAGGUGGGGGCAGUGGAUUUAUCUGCACGUACCUUCCCACCUGGCUGCACUCUGAAGCAGGUCACACUGCAGGCCCCCUGCCCGGCUGUGGACGCAGCACAGGCAGGUGGGCGCACUACGCUGUGUGCCGUGGGACUCUGCCUCCCACUGGAGCCGGGGGACGAGGAGGCAAGGCUACAGGGACUGCUGGACUCAGGUGUCGGAGCACUGCCUGCCCGGGACUUCUCCCCCUGCCGUGCGGCCACAGACUCCUGCAGGCCGGGUCUCCUCUGCCGCAGACCGAGGUGUCACACAGCUGGCAUUCUCCCAACUGGCUUUUGAAAGUGAAGCAAGCCUGAGGAUCAUCGAGAACUCCUGGCUGGGCGGCAGGGGCCCCGGGGGGUGGGGUGGGGUGGGGCAG
This is a messenger RNA of Neomonachus schauinslandi (Hawaiian monk seal), 5915 nucleotides long. RefSeq names its product GID complex subunit 8 homolog (gene GID8). Gene Ontology annotation, molecular function: protein binding. NCBI's taxonomy places the organism in Eukaryota, Metazoa, Chordata, Mammalia, Carnivora, Phocidae. Gene Ontology annotation, biological process: proteasome-mediated ubiquitin-dependent protein catabolic process; positive regulation of canonical Wnt signaling pathway. The transcript has 6 exons. Gene Ontology annotation, cellular component: nucleus; cytoplasm. Bases 321 to 1007 code for a protein of 228 amino acids. The record is from RefSeq and is a predicted model, not a curated record.